Cyanistes caeruleus (blue tit) is the source of this 636-nucleotide messenger RNA. NCBI's taxonomy places the organism in Eukaryota, Metazoa, Chordata, Aves, Passeriformes, Paridae. The record is from RefSeq and is a predicted model, not a curated record.
AACUUGAUUUCAAGAUGAAAAUUCUUGUUUUCUAGUUUGGUGCAACAUCCACACCGCUGGCAUCAAGAGCAGGAACGUAGAAGCUGCAAUGAUUCAGAUUCUCUCAUGGUUGAGGAAUAUCAAUGUGGUCAUUCAGACCACUGGUUGGAGAGCUCUACAACAUCAGAACACUCUAAGCAGCUUUCCAGUUGCUCCCGCUGGGAAGGUAGAAUUGAAGAAGCCAAAACAAUGAGGACAUCAGAUAAAAAAAUGACAAAUUCUGUUUCAAGCAACACUGGUAAUUCAGUUGAAAGAGAAACUGAUGAAGUGGUCCUGAGGAGGAGACAAAAACAGAUCAAUUUUGGAAAGAAUACCCUUGCAUAUGACAGAUACAUUAAAGAAGUCCCAAAGAACCAGCGAAUUCCGGGAGUUCACCCUAGAACUCCCAACAAGUUUAAGAAGUACAGCCGUAGGUCCUGGGACCGGCAGAUCAAGCUGUGGAAGAUAGCCCUGCAUGCCUGGGAUCCUCCUGCUGAAGAAACCUGGGAUCUGCAGCCCGUCAGUACAGAACCUUCAGGUAGUUCCCAGGAAUGGUUCUGCCAAGAUGAGGAUGUUUCUGGCUCCUUUGUGUUUGACAAAAAACAGAAGAGAAAUGAG